Messenger RNA from Neocloeon triangulifer, 902 nucleotides. RefSeq names its product larval cuticle protein A3A-like. Gene Ontology annotation, cellular component: extracellular matrix. Bases 143 to 763 code for a protein of 206 amino acids. The record is from RefSeq and is a predicted model, not a curated record. NCBI's taxonomy places the organism in Eukaryota, Metazoa, Arthropoda, Insecta, Ephemeroptera, Baetidae. The transcript has 3 exons.
AGACACACCAAAGGGCCACCUCCCUCUUCUCAAACCGGGAACAUUUCUUCACGUUGCUGAACUCAAACGCAGCAAAUGUUGGUAUAAAUACUGAGGCGUUCGCCACCAAAGAUCACACUUGAACACUUCAAGCAACACAAACAUGUUCAGCAAGGUCCUCGCCAUUGCCGCCUUCGUGGCCGCCGCCUCCGCCGGAGUCGUGCCCGCCGUCAGCACCUACGCUGCUGCCCCCGCCUACGGCUACGCCGCCCCCAUUGCCCGCGCCGCUUAUGCCGCCCCCGCCUACGGCUACGCUGCCGCCCCCGCUUACGGCUAUGCUGCCCCCGCCCUCGCUCGCGCCGCUUAUGCUGCCCCCGUUGUUGCCGCCCCCGCCAUCGCCAAGGUCGCCGUCCCCGCUGAGUACGACGCCAACCCUCAGUACAGCUACUCUUAUGCCGUGUCCGACGCUCUGACCGGAGACAACAAGUCCCAGCAGGAGAGCCGCGACGGAGAUGUCGUCCAGGGCCAGUACUCCCUCAUCGAGGCCGACGGAACCCGUCGCGUCGUCGACUACACCGCUGACCCCAUCAACGGAUUCAACGCCGUCGUCCACAAGGAGGCCGCUGUCCAGAAGGCUGUUGUUGCCGCCCCCGCCUACGCCAAGGUCGCCGCUCCUCUGGCUUAUGCCGCCCCCGUCGCCAAGGUCGCCGCUCCCCUCGCCUACGCCGCCCCCGCUGCCUACGGUUAUGGUGCCCCCGCCUACGGCCGUGCCAUCCUUGGUUAAGUCAACCUGAAUUGUUGUAAAUUAUUUAUAUUUUUGAAUUUGAAAAAUAACGUCCAGUUUUCUUGGGCGUCCAUGCUGUAUAAGACUUGAAUAAAAUGUACAUUUGAGUUUGUACCAAUAUUAAAAAAUUUAAAAACUA